Odocoileus virginianus texanus is the source of this 2756-nucleotide messenger RNA. RefSeq names its product torsin-1A-interacting protein 2-like. The record is from RefSeq and is a predicted model, not a curated record. NCBI's taxonomy places the organism in Eukaryota, Metazoa, Chordata, Mammalia, Artiodactyla, Cervidae.
GUUCUAAACCCGGCUCCAGGGGCAGGGACAGGGCGACGUUCAGUACUGUGGCGUCCGAGGGGUGCAGCCCCGCGUUGUGAACCAGAAAGAACGCUCGAAGGGCUCUCCUGACGUUGACAGUCGACGGUUUAAGACCUCGCUAGACACUGUAUGUGAAGCAUUCCCAGAACUGUUCAACCAACUCAACAGCAGCUACUUCCCUGUGACUGGAUCCUGAUUAAGGUCCUCCCAAGAAAGACUUCAUUGGAUCCACGCUCAAGAGGACACUGCCAAGUUUUCCUGACCCCUCUACAUCACUAUAAAGCGCUAAGGCCUUAAGACUUGGUUACUUGUAUUACAACGGCAAGAGUGCCAGCACCCACCAAAGACUCAUUGGACUGUCAGCUUCUGUUUCACCAAACAGACAUAAUAACUUACCAGCAAAGCAGAGUAAGCCAAGUGCCUCUGCACAUACCACCAGCUGAUAACACACAAGAAAAAGUAACUUAGACUAGAACCCUGUCUUUUCUUAAGAAGCUGAGAUUUAAAGGAGCUCUUGUGACAUCUGUGCUGCUAGUAGUGACUGAUAACAUAGACUGGAUCAGUCCCUGAGUUUGGAGACUGGCUACAAGUGAGUGAAAAAUAGACAAAGAAAUCUUGAAGAAUUGCACGGAGGUGCAAGCCAAAUUUUAUCCUCUCCAAGUAAUGGUGGUUGGACUGAGAAAGUGCUAAACCAAAACUGUAAUAGGUCUGGUUACUUGGGUGUCUCUCUGUAUUAUCAUUGUUGCCUCUUACUGUUACAUUUGCUGUCUGUGUUGUCUCUCCAGAUCCCAAUGUUUUCAGAUAAUUCACAUUGCCCUGACUGUGGGCAGCAGUGGUUCCCUAGUUUAGAACUAGGCCAUUGGUUGUACCAAACUGAACUGGUUGAGAAUGAAUGUUACCAAGUCUUCUUAGACUGUAUUAACAGAGCUGAUUAUUGCCCUGAGUGUUACCCUGAUAAUCCUGCUAAUAGAAGCCUUGUUCUUCCUUGGUCUUUCCCACUUGAGUGGGCUCCUCAAAAUCUUACCAGGUGGACCUUUGAAAAAGCUUGCCACCCAUUUCUUCUGGGUCCUCCACUGGUUAGAAAAAGAAUACAUGACUCUAGAGUUGCUGGUUUUAACCCUGCAUUACAGUUAAUCCUGACAAGGACAGACAAAACCUUAAACAAAAAACUUGGCCAAAGCAAGUAACUUCUUUAAACAGUCAAGAUCAUGGAGACUCUAGAGGGUUUUGUACUAGUAGCCCAAGGAAGAUGGAAAAAUGACUCCUUUCUAUAUCUGAUCCAGACUGUCACUGCUUUGGGAAACUGCUUAAAUUGUUGGAUCUGCUUCCAGGGUCUAUGCAUCUCUCGUUCAGCAUGAAUUUAAUUAUUAGUCCAAGCCAGACUGUUCCUCUGGAACCUGACUAAUCCAUAUUUCCUAUGUUUUGGAAUUAGCUUGCUCCUCCUAAAAGUCUCCACAGCCUAAUCAUUGACGUUAUUAUGACAAGGUAGUCCUGGAGGAGAAGCCUUAUACUGUGUGUACUUUAAUUCUAGUAAUAACUUUUGUGGGAAAGCAUCCUUGUAGUUGAAUUCUAGAUUAUUCCAGUAAAACAAUUAGACAUUUAAUAAGAAUCUAUAUUCUCAAUUCCACCUCUUACAUAUUAAUCAGUGAUAAUUAUAUAUAUAUAAGAUUUAUUCAUAUCUAACCAAAUAUUCAUCAUUGGCUCUAUUUGGUUUAUUCUCAGUGGGCUUUGACCUUCCUUAUUAACUGGUCACUGUCAGAGAAACCACAUUCAAUCAGGCAAUACCUGUAUAGGUUACAGAAUAAUAUGCAGAAAUGCCACUAUCUAGUUACUUGGCUCUACGUAAGCAAAGACUAUCCUGUCUUUGUGGUUGACUGAACUUAGAAUGUCCUCUGGAAAUGGAAAAGUACCUGUAUUAGGAGCUAGGUGACAGAAGGAGUUAUCAAACUUGACUCCAUAUAGAUUAUGAACAGUUUAGGGGAAGCAUUUUUCUUAGAACUAAAAAGGACUUACCUGACAUUGGCCUCAUUCUGGCCUUCACUUGUUCAUAAGAAUCAUGGAACCAGAGUUUGAGUUAAGAAACUUGGAAAAAGCAGCUGAAAACAUCUCAGAGUCCACUUAACAGUUUAAAAAUUUCACUUAAGAUGCUAAAUAAUCCAUUGCUUGUGUAGCAACUCAACAAUGGUCUCAAGGUCCCAGGUUCUUUCUGUCUUUCCCCUCUGGGAUCCUUAUUGUAUUGGCUUUUUGUCCUCAUAGUUGUUUUCUCAGUGAAUACAAUGUAGCUUGUUGCUGUUCCAGACAUUUCAGUCUCUCUCAGACUGGAAGUAGGGAGCAAAAACUUUGUUCUUUCAAGUCUCCAUUUUUUAUUUGGGAAGAAAAUCUCUCUCUCAAAAGUCCCUCAGAUUUUUCCUUGCAUUAAUUACAUCAGGGAUUUUCCCUUACAUCCUUGAUUCAGAAGGGGGCCUGGGAAACCUGACAGAGGGGAAUGGAGUUGACAUUGCCUGGGUAGGACACGUUGUCUCCCCUAAUAAAAUCAGGGCUCUUUGAGGAAGAAGUGAGGGAUGAAUGGCUGUUGGUAUGCAGCAAAUCAUGCCUGCCACAUGUUGUUUAAAGUCAUUUGUUAGUCUGUAUAAAGAAUGUACCCCAGAGAUCUACCCUGUAUCUGCCUUAUGUCUGUCAUGAUUGACGUUCUCUUCUGUUCUAUUGCUGAAUAAAUUGUGUAUGGACUGCUAAAA